Paramecium sonneborni is the source of this 1645-nucleotide messenger RNA. NCBI's taxonomy places the organism in Eukaryota, Ciliophora, Oligohymenophorea, Peniculida, Parameciidae. The record is from the annotation of a GenBank genome assembly.
AAUUGUUUAAUGGAUACAAAUACCGAAGAACCUGAAGAACCUGAAUAAAGUAAAUGAAUAUUGACUAUUUGAAGGGAAAAAGGUUUGUGUUUAGCCAGUUACAAAUCCAAUAUAGCCAACAACAAAUCCUAUACGAAUACCAUAAAAAAUAGAUAUUAGUGUAGUAAGGUAUUUAUGAAAAUUUAAGAUUGAUCAUGAAACCCCAAAAAAAUACUUUAAAUUAAAAACUCUUUAAAAUUUAUUGAUGUGGCUUUUUUGUAAGAAUCAAGUAAAUCCACUUUGGUUAACUGUGACUGUAAAUAUUAUAAUAAAAUAAAAUAGAAUAAACACUUAAUAAGAUGUGGGGUAAUAAUAAAUUUGAAUUUUGGAAUAGAUUUAUAAUAAUCAUAGUUUUUAUAAUAAUUUAGCAAAUAAGACAAGAUUGUAAAAUUUAAGGAAUUAGAUUAAGGGAAAGGAAAUUAUUGGCAAUCCUUAUUUUAUACAAGAUAUCAUGAAGAUCCAGUGUUUCAAACAUAAAAAUAAUAAAAAAUGAAUCUGUAGGGUAUGUAAUAAGAGGGAUAAAUAUACAAUUAAUAUAAGAAUUUCAUUUUAAAUAAAGAAUAAUUAAAGAAUAAUUUAUAUCCAAUAGAUGAAAAAAUAUAUCAUGAUUAUUUGAAAUUAGAUGGAGAAGGAUAGAUGAAUAGAGUGAAUAUUUUUGCAAUGGAUUGUGAAAUGGUUUAGACAGAAAAUAAAUUAGAAUUAGCAAGAGUUUCAAUAGUGGAUUAUAAUUAUUAAGUUGUACUUGAUAUAUUAGUAAAACCAUAAAAUAAAAUUUUAGAUUAUAAUACAAGGUAAUUUAAUAAAAUAAUUAAUAUAAUAGAUAUAGUGGUAUAACUGAAGAUAUGUUGAGUAAUGUAACAGUGACAUUGGCAGAGGCAUAAAAAAUGGUGAAAUCAAUAUUAGAUUAAGAUUCUAUUUUGAUAGGUCAUUCUUUAGAAAAUGAUUUGAAUGCAUUGUAAAUUAUGCAUCAUAAAUGUGUGGAUACAAGUGUUCUUUAUAUAACAGAAAGCAGCAGAAAAUUAUCAUUAAAAAACUUAGCCUAUAAAUAUUUAAAUUUAACUAUUUAAAAAGUAAAGAGUUUAAUUUUUUAAAUUAGGAUACACAUGAUUCGAAUGAAGAUGCUAAAAUUGCAUUGUCUCUUGCAAAACUUAGGAUAGAAAUAUUAGACAAUUUUUCAAGUUCUUUAUUUACAUAAUAAUGUGUUGCGGUUCCAGAUGUUCUGAUUUAACUCAAAAAAUUAGGAGGUAUACAUUUGGUGGAAUCAAAAUAAGAGGUAGAAUUUCUAUUAAAAUAUGAUGUUGGUUUUGAGGAUGUAGAACAUAUAAAUGAUGAGAAAAGUAUUUUAACUAUUAAAUAACUUAGAAAUGUAAAGAAUGGCUGAAUUACUUAGAUAAAGAAAUGCUAAUGCAGUCAAUCCUAAAUUGAUAUUUGCAUAAAUAUAGACUAAUUUCGAAGAGUUCGAUUCUUCUUUUUAGAACAUGUAUAAUUAGGCACCUUCAUAAACAAGUAAUUUAUUACAUUAAUUUUUAAGUAUUUAUACUGUCUAUUGGAGGGGAAUAACAAUAGUUUUUGUUAAUAACAAAAUGAUAAUUUCUAUUUUUCAUCU